ACGUUUUCGCAUUGGAAAUGGUACUGAUGCUUCAAUAUCAAACGAAGAUGACGCUUUUUGUGCGAUUGAAUAGCUGAGAAACAAAAGGCAGUAGUUUGAAUUGAAAGGAAUGCGUAUGCAGCACAGUGCGGUGAUCUGCCGGAAUUUGUGAAGGGUUCAUCAUGAGCCAAGUGGACGAUCUCGUUGAAAGGUUCGCGCAGCAGCAUAUCAGAGUUAACAGAAAUUGGCUGCAAGCUUGUGCCCGGCAUGUUCAGGAGGAAAGCGCUGCUUCUGAGCAAAGAACGACAUUUGGCGGCGACGUGUACAAGCAAGUCUACUACCAACUGCUCCUGACAAAUCUCUGGGAAUUGGGAAUGACUUGCCUGCCAGAGAGUGCGGUCACCGCUCACAAGCUUAUGCUCAAGGGUUCAUUUUUUCUCCAAGUGGACAGUGUGCAUGACGUCAGUCAGCCGGCGUACUCUCAGCUGCUGAAAAUCACAAACACCGAGAAUCCAAACACCGUCGUCCAGGCGGAUCCGGUCGAGAAGCCAUCUCCGUGGCAGGCGCAGCCGAAGAGGAUGCUCAAGCUUGAACUCACUGACGGCACUCGGCGGAUCCAGGCCAUCGAGUUCGAACCGAUAAGAUCCAUGAGCGUCGACAUGCGGCCUGGCAUCAAAGUUCUCAUCACGGGUCCCGUCGAAUGCCGACGAGGCGUGAUGUUCCUACGUGCAGACAACGUGCGUGUCCUCGGCGGCAUGGUCGAAUCUCUCUUGGAAGGCAACUGUCGAGAGGCGCUGCUCUGCCGAGUGCUGGGUCGCGAUCCUGCUCAAGUACUGGGCAACGCACCGCGCCAAUUGACCGCCAACCGCCCAGAAAGGGACAGCGAGGACACGAAUAAUCGCCAGAAUAGUAGUGAUCGAACGUCUGAUCAUCCGGUGCGAGUCCCUGCAGCUAGCGGAUCUCCGCGAAUCGGCACUGAUUUCCACAAUGACAGCAGAGCGACGACCAUUCCAUUGGCGAACAGCAACUCGACAACAGUGCGAAUGACCUCAUCAGUGUUAGACGUAGACAAUGUGUGGGAUAGAGCUGAUGGGACGGACAUGGAUCCUGAUGACGUGUUGAUGAGCCAGAUUGACUUGGGCAAGCUAGAACCGGAAGCUGGAAUGCACGACUUCACUGACGACGAUGUUGACGAAGACCUCCUUCGGGAGCAGCUUGAAUUCCAAGCACAGGCUGCAGGUGAUGGAAUAUUGCAGGAUACUGCCAGAACUGAUGAGCACAAUGCUGGUGAGCCACGUCCUCGCAGAGCAAGCACAAAUGAUAGGCCACUAAAUGAGGAGCCCCAGCGACAGAAUGUUGACACACAGUCAUCACCCUCACUUCCAUACACACAGCUUAGCUCUGUGUUGAAAGGUGGCAAGCAUCCUGACAGCUCCGAGGUUGUGAUUAUCAAAGGCUACAUUUCCACACCAACAAGCAAACUGAAGGUAGGUCCAGAAGAAACGUGGCAGCUUUCAGCCAUUGUCACUGAUGAUACUGCUUCGUUGGAGGUGGAUAUCGAAAAUUCCUUGUUGGCAAAUUGGAUGGGCUUGACUGCAACUGAUGCAAAAAAGAAGCGUAAGUUGUCUUCAAAAUUCAAGGAGUUCUUUGCAGAGAAGGUAGCACAAUGUCAAGAGAAAAUGAGGUCUUUAAAUGGGCUGCUAACAAUCAGUUUCUCUGGCAGUGAUGCAACGCUGCCUGUGCUACUAGACUACGACGAAUGGAAACAAGACUGAAGCGUUUGCUUUUCAUUUGCCAUCUGUGAUGGCACACAUGCUCUUGAUUGCUGCCAUAUUUUGUGCUUGUUAUAAUACCUCUAUUAGCAGGACACCUAAGCACCGAACCAUAUUUUUCUGCAUAUAUCAUGUACACUGUGUUAAAAUGGCAAACUGGAUGGGUCCACAGGUUAUCUUUUAAGUAGCAUGUGAGGCAAAGAAGUGUUGCUCACAACAGAAUGCGUCAUUGUGCCUGAUAAGUAUGUAUAAUGAAAAAGAAAGACUCAUGGUGCCUGCCAGAUAACAUGAUAGCACAAGCCUUACAGAUACGGACAACAAGUGCUCGAGUGCUAGUACAAUGUGUAAGUGGUAUGUGUACGUGUACAUGUGUAUGUAUAUGUGCAUGUGUGUAUAUGUGUAUAUGGUUCUACAAUGAAUGACGAAAAAUUUCUACGAAACAGUGCACAUACUCUCCCACAAGCCAUCGUUAACCGGUGUGAGCAACUGGUGCAACUCGUGUAUUGACCUGAUGCCUGUGCCUAGUGAACUUUUUGAAACCUGUUGCUCAUUGUUGCCGUUUCGUAUGUUCACUAAAGCACAAAGGCAUUCUGAAUUUUGGUUCAUCCUAUUGCAUUUAAGUUCAACAUGUAUGGUUUAAUUUUUUACAAAAUGCACACACUUCAGUGACCAAGAUAACUUUCAUGCAUGCACUCUAGUCUUGUAUCAUUCUUCUUUUGUGUGCGUGUUCAUAAAGUGCCUUGGUAUCUAUGUCUAAACAAUGCUAAUUCUUCGUGGACAGUUAUUGUGGAUGUGUGUCGCCAUAUUGACCCAACUUUUAACUGUGAAGCUUUUCCAUAUGAGCCAGAGGUACUUAGAUGGUAGUUAUCUAUGUGAUCCAUCUAUCCACUCAUCCAUCUGUCUAUCUAGCUGGCCAAACCAAUAUUGUUUGGCCAGCUGUUGGCUAGCGUUAUGUAAUGGUGCCUAGUGUUGGCUAACUGUUUACUAGAAUUGGCUAAUGUUGGCUGUCUGACUAGUGCUAACUAAUGUUGUCUAUGGGUGCCUUUUAAAGUGGUCACGGCGCUGGAAGACACGGACAACAGAGACAAACCGCCUGUCUCUUCCAGUGCUAUGUUAUGACCCAUUCAAAUGUAUGUGACCGACGAGCCCAAAAAUCUGUACCUUUAGAGGUGUCUAAGUGUCUGCCACUGUAUGCUAAGUUUUGCAAGUGGUGGCUAAUUAUGUCUAGCUCUGGAUAAUGAAGACUAACUGCCAGCUAGCUUUGGCUAGUGUUGACUAUCAAUAGCUACUGCUGGUUGAGUAGCCUAGCAUUGGAUAGCAUUGCCUAACUGUCAGUCUUGUCUAGCUCUCUUAAUGUUGGCUAGCACAGGCUAAUGUUGGUUAACUGUCAGCUGGUACCAGCCAAUGUUGGACACAGUCAUGUAGUGUUCAUUAUGUGCUCUCUUAAUGAAGUAAAUAUUACAUAUGGACUGCUAGGACUGCCGCUUAUAGUCUAGCAUUGCUUGACUAUGCAGGAAUACGCCAGCACACGUCGUUUAUGAUAUGCACAUCAGUGCACCAGAGCAUGCAUCUCUCCUCGAUGAAACUGCCAUUUGCGCUAGAAUGUGAGUGCUGAUGUUAUUUCUGGCCAUGAACUCGCCUCGUAACACUUGGCUUAAACUCAAGUAGUGUGUCAGCUCCUGGGUGACUGCUUCACACAAUGUCAAUUCCCACAGUGCGUGGGAUCUGCUGGAUUUUUUUUUUCAUUUGUUAUCUACUCUGGCUGUGUGCCCCUCCUGUUGUUUUUGACUGCAUGAAAGAACUUGUUUUGAAAUGUUACUUGACACUACGUUGUUAAGAAUGAUUUAAUGAGAGUUCAAAGUGGCUUAUUUAUUGCGCUUCAUAGCAGAAGCUGGAUAUCAUUAGAGUGGUCAUGAAUCAUCCCGUAGGUUUGGUGAUUAAACACAUCUUGCGGAAACAUACACUGCUAUGAAUAGCUCAGCCAAACCUUGCAGGUCGUGCGCGGCAAGGAAAGUUUAGAAGCGGAUCGCGAAGUUGGCAUUCCUCAGGCACCUUCUUAUCAUACAGAGUGUGCUCACUCUCUCCUAGGAGCUGCUGGCACCUGCUUUUUGACGUCAC
Molecule: messenger RNA, 3869 nt
Organism: Rhipicephalus sanguineus (brown dog tick)
Lineage: Eukaryota; Metazoa; Arthropoda; Arachnida; Ixodida; Ixodidae
Product: recQ-mediated genome instability protein 1-like
Exons: 1
Coding region: 162-1754 (530 amino acids)
Biological process (GO): double-strand break repair via homologous recombination; resolution of meiotic recombination intermediates
Cellular component (GO): RecQ family helicase-topoisomerase III complex; nuclear body
Molecular function (GO): nucleotide binding
Source: RefSeq, a predicted model, not a curated record